AUGCCAUCAGAUUUAAGUGGAGGUAUCAUUCCAACAGCGUAUCGGGAUCUAUUCGAAAUGAUUAAUUCGCAUGGAUUGGAAAAUUUAACAUUUACUAUAUUCUCAGCUUUGUUUGAGUCGAAAGCAUUGACAAAAGCCAUUUUAAAUCAAAUUUGGUAUACGGUUACUCAUUCAAAUUCAAUAGGUUCACGCACUGACUUUUACAAAUGUUUGGCAUUAAUGGCACUUGUUCAACAAGGCAAAGCAAUUGAUGAGAAGCUACUGGACAAUUACGUAAAUCGGGAACUACCGAUCCCUGCACUCGAUAGUGUAACUGAUUUAGAAGAUCGUUUAAUUCGUCUGCUUCGAAAUGACCAAAAAAAAACUACGCUCUGUUUUCGUUAUAAUGAUCUUUGCAUUCUUGAUACUAUUCAAGUGGAUAAAGUACCUGAAAAGAAAGGUAUCAUUAUACGGCACGUUGAAUACGAUAUUACGAUUGACAGUGAGUUUCUUGAAGAACGCCGUCGUUCAUUACAACGAUAUCUUCAAAUUUUAUGUCGACAUCCAGCUAUCUACGAUACAGAUAUUAUAAAAUUUUUUCUAACUUUUCAAGGAAAAUCAUGUGGUGAUAAUAUGAAAGCAACAUAUAAAAAUGAUCUCGAUGAAUACAAUUCUGAAUCCGGAUCCUCAUCGAAUUCUAUGGAUAAUAAUGAAAAAUCCCCAGAAGAUUCUGAUGGUAUACAAAUGUUUCAUAGGAGUCAAACACAUAUCUUAUUUUUACAUCAACAUUUAAAUCAAAUUCGUGGAUAUUUAAAAAGUAUCAAUGAAAAAAAUUUUAAAAACGCCAAUGAUUUUUCAAAUAUUGAAAAAACUUUACAAACACUAGGUUCCGAUUCAACAAACGUCGACCGAUGGGCGACAGGUCCCAAUGACUAUUGGCCAACAAUUCAAACUGGUCUCGGAAGUUUACCUAUUGAAGUAAAUGCUAUUUCCGAACGAAUGAAUGAACAAUUUAAACGUAAUGAUCAAGUUAUCAGCGAGCAUCUAGAUAUGUUAGUUGAUUUACUUCAAGGAUAUAAAGACUUAUGUAAACGAUUUGAAGAAGCAUUACAAAAUGAGAAAAAAGCUCUUCAAAAAGCGAAUAAUCAACAACAACGUUCAUCUACAGCGGCCAGUACAUCGUCCAAGAAUGAUACGAAUCCUGAUACAAUUGAAAAACGUAAUAGACAUGCACUUCAAUGUGUUCAAAUGGAGACACAAUUGGUUUAUGCAAAUUUAGAAGCAUUUGUUUAUAUUCUAAGUAGCUUUGCCAAUAGUCAGUGUAGCGGAUCAUUGGAUCUUGCCAAUAUUUGGAAAGCAUUUGCGAAUAAAGUGUCUCAACUUGGACAAACUUAUACGACAAAAUCUCCCAUAGAUCGAUUGAGAAAAUAA
Messenger RNA from Rotaria socialis, 1410 nucleotides. Lineage: Eukaryota; Metazoa; Rotifera; Eurotatoria; Philodinida; Philodinidae. The record is from the annotation of a GenBank genome assembly.